Megachile rotundata (alfalfa leafcutting bee) is the source of this 3072-nucleotide messenger RNA. RefSeq names its product band 4.1-like protein 4A. NCBI's taxonomy places the organism in Eukaryota, Metazoa, Arthropoda, Insecta, Hymenoptera, Megachilidae. Gene Ontology annotation, cellular component: cytoskeleton. The record is from RefSeq and is a predicted model, not a curated record. Gene Ontology annotation, biological process: actomyosin structure organization.
GUGACGCGUCGCAAUUUCUGGCGUGGCGUUCGUGGAGUACCCGGAGCGAAGAGGUACGCCACUGUCCACGCUAUCACGAUUUAACAGAGUGAACAGCACACGAGACGUCGGUGCGCGAGAGGGAGAAGCGGCGAAGGAAAGGUAAAGGAAAGGAAAGGAAAGGAAGGCGCGCAAGGUAAAGGCACAUCUGAAUCCUUCGGUUGACUCGGCUCAGUCUGAUCCGAGCCAAGCCACUGCCCUGAUCCGGCGUUCCUCGCUCGUUCUGCGGCUGGAUCCUUCUCUCCUUCUUCUUCUGUCUCCUCUUGCCUCUCUAAUCCGCCGGUGUCAUCGAUCGCCGAUCCGACUUCCUUCCUCCGGCGUUGGCUUCUCCCUGCGCGCGGUCAGUUCAAGUCGCUUCCGUUCCUCUCGAGUUCCGCCAGACGAAAAUUCACCACCUGACAUGUCACAGUGCACGCAGCGGCACCGCGUCGACCGGUUCACCCGCGUACAGUGAGACCGAACGAGAUAUUUACGCGAUCAUCGCCUACCGUUUCGACAGUUUUCUGUUCCGUGACAUUGGUGUGCGCCGGUUCGUGGAAACCAACGAUUUACCUGGAUCCGAACGGACACCGGAAACGUGAUGAUCCUCACGGAGGGACGGGGAACAUCGAUCAACGCAACGACACCCGGUCGUAGAUCUGCCAUCUGAGUUUCGCGGUCAAGGAUGACCGAAACCGACGAGCGGAUGAACGAAUAAAGCCAGGAAGGAAUCACAAGGGAAAUAAGGGCUGUCGAAGGAAGAGAUGGUGGUAGAGUGGCUCUGUCCUGGACUUAGGCCGACCGGAAGCCGUAGGCCACGUCUUCUCCACUGCAAGGUGAUACUCCUCGACGAACACGAACUCUUGCAGGAUGUCUUGAGCUCGAACCUUGGCCAGGAACUCUUGGACAGGGUCUUCAGGCACCUGAAUUUAUUGGAGACCGCUUACUUUGGGCUUCGUUACCUCGAUCACGGCAAUCAGACGCAAUGGCUGGAUCCGAGCAAGAAGAUCGGCAAACAGCUGAAGGUUCAGAAAGGUGAUCCAACGUCGGACGUCCACACCCUCUAUUUCGGCGUGAAAUUCUACGCGGCAGACCCCUGCAAACUGAUAGAAGAGAUCACGAGGUACCAGUUCUUCCUGCAAGUCAAACAGGACAUUCUUCAAGGAAGACUGCCGGUGUCGUUCGAUUUGGCCGCGGAACUCGGCGCCUAUGUUGUUCAAUCGGAACUCGGAGAUUAUGAUCCAAGAAGACACUCUGUGGGCUACGUAACCGAGUUCCGAUUUCUAGCGAAUCAAACCACGGAAUUGGAGAACCGCAUAGUGGAACUUCAUAAAACUCUCGUAGGACAAUUACCCUCCGCCGCGGAGUUGAAUUAUCUGGAUAAGGUGAAAUGGCUCGAAAUGUAUGGCGUCGACUUGCACCCUGUCUUGGGCGAGGACAGUGUGGAAUACUUUCUGGGUCUGACGCCGAGCGGGAUCAUUUUGUUACGCAACAAGACCAAAGUGGGAAAUUAUUAUUGGCCUCGAAUCAAUAAAAUCUAUUAUAAGGGUAGAUACUUCAUGCUGAGAGUGAGCGAGAAGAAUUCCGAGGAGAGGACUCACGGUUUCGAGACGCCAUCGAAAGGAGCCUGUCGGCACCUCUGGAAAUGUUGUCUGGAACACCAAGCGUUCUUCCGUUUGAUGGCCACAGGACCUCCGCCCUUGAGUCCCUAUUCCCGUUUCCGUUCGUAUAGUCCUCCGUCCGGGUCGGAGAAGCACACGGUGAUCAGACGGAAUCCUCCUCCAGUUUUUCAAAGGACUCCAAGUCGCAGAGCGCAACGACGCGUGGUGGAGGGCCAAGAAAUGGUUGGCCCGUUCGUGGAAACACCCGCCAGCGUGAACCCCAACCCGUGCAAUAACCCGGUCGGCGGAAACGUUUUGUGCAAUAGUCAGAGCACCAGACAGGUGAACAACUCGAGCCCGAGGAGCACCAGGAGCGCUCCGUGGACUCAGAGCCAACCUCGAGGCCUUUAUACUUCGUCUAGUCCUCGGUCCGUCCGGUCUGCGGGAACGGCACCGGCACUCUUGAGCAGACUCCAACGAAGGAGCAGCUCCGUGGAGAGCCAAAGUUCAGGGGACAGUCACAGUCGCGGUGGCCAUCGAAGAAGAAGUCAUAGUCAUAGUCAUCGGAGACAUAGUCGUCACUCCGACUGCGAGUCCGAGCUUUCGAGGGGUUCGGACACCAGGUCCGGCCAUCGUAAGCAUCGCAGAAAGCACAGAAGUUCACGAUCGUCGAGACACGAAUUGGUGGACUCGGAACCGCAAUGGAGGGAAGCGCAGAAGCGGAAGGGCGAAGGUGUUCAACGAGCCGUCGUGAGCCAUACGGAGCCCAGGAGGAGGCACAGGAGUAGACACAGGAGCCCUUCUCAGAAACAACUGCCAGACGAGCUUAGAAAACAUUUAGAAUUCGGGCUGAUCGACACCACCGGCAUGAGCGAACAACAGCGUCGAGAGAUACCAUACACCGUGGUUCAAUCGCAGUCAGCCGCUCAACAAUGUGCGCUACAAUCUAGCAAUUCCCGUUUGGACGACGCAGACUCGUCGUCCCUACCUAGAACAAUCGGAUCCGUUGGCAAACGAAACAGAAGAGUGAUACAACAUUGUCGAGACGGAAGUUAUAAUUUGCCGCCGACGAGGCCGAGUUAUAUCGAGACAAAGUACUACGACGGUAGUAGGAGCGAGUGCAAUAUGAGGAAGGACUUUUAUUAUACUCGUAACAACAGAAUAUUGAUAGGAAAUAAUGUGGACAGUGGGCUCGGGGAAAGUACACCACAGGAAUUUUCAAGUUGCUGCUCAAGCUCUGCCGACAGCGCUAAACCUACCCGUGUACCGCAAAUGCAAUUAGGGGGAGAGGUACGCUAUGAAUUGUCUUCAAAUCAAGAAAUCUACCCUCCUGUUGAUACUACUCUGGAUGCUGUUCUUCAGCCCAUUAUAUCAACUUUAACAAGGAGACAACGGAACCGCCCGAAAUGAGCAUGAAGCUUUAAAUAAAUAAAAAAUAGACAUUUAUGCACAU